AUGCGUCACGACUGUUUACAAUAUUUCCCGAUUCUAUUUAUUUUGUUUCUCUAUUAUCCACCACAACGGAUCUUUGGUUCUAACCUUAGUUUCUCAAAAUCUUUGCAUAGAUAUGACUCUAUAAAUAAUGUACCAUUUUCAUUUCCUUUAUCCUCAUAUACGGCAAGUAUUCUUCCUGAUAUCGGCCCGAAUAACUAUAUCUUAACAAAUGAGCCCCGGUUUGGUGUUCCUGAACCAUUUAACGGUAGACCUUCGGGAACAGUAUCAUUUGCAAUCCUCGGUAACCUUGAAUGUCGAGAAUCGUUUUCAACGGAAACCUUUAAGCAAGGCGGAUUCUAUUUUCUCCGACUGCGCACUACUCACAAUGCCGAUUUUAAUUCCAAGAAGCAGUCGACAUAUUCCUUUGACAUUCAGGCUGUAUUUCAGUCAGAACAGAUCAGUAAUAGACCUCCAAUUACCCUCACUAAUAAAACGCGAAUCACCAUUAGACUCAUAGACCGAAAUGAUAACUGCCCCUUCUUCUCCCAAGAUAUAUUUCAGUUGACUGCAUUUGAGAACGCGACCUUAUUCACCAAAAUUGGCACUGUUCAUGCCACUGAUGCUGAUCGGGGUAUUGAUGGACAGAUCUAUUAUUUUCUUCAACCAGAACGCAUUUUGGUUCCCUUCCGAAUUGAUUCGCGCUCAGGAGAUAUCUUUCCCACCAAAAGUCUGACGAUCAAACGUGGUGAUUCUACCAUUUCUGAACAAGUCACUUACUUCUCUAAAUUUGAGGGCCUUACAGAUUACUCUUUUAAGGUAAUUGCUAGGCAUCGAGGAAAUCUUAGCCAUGUUUCCUGUGAAUUUGUUAGUCAUGCUCAGGUACAUGUUAAAGUGAAACCGAUUCGAUCGAAUGGUCCUCAUAUCUCCUCCUUCCUGCAUACAGACAUCGAAAAACCGGGAUCUCCAGGAACUGUUUACGCGACUGUCAGUGUUACAUCAUUGGAAAAUCCUCUGAAUACCCACCUCUCAAUUGUCGAACCAGAAGCUGCAGCCCUGUUUGAGUUAGUUCGAUUGGGUCAGCAAUCUAAAUGGCAGCUUCAGUUGAAGUUUCAGUAUCCUGCACUUUCAUUGAGCUCAAAAGUUGGAUUAACUCUCGAAGCGGUUGAUGCUGAAAUCGCCACAGUAGGGCACAUUCCAUCUUCCAGUCGGCAUUUCCUUGAAGUUACACUCCUGCCUCAACUCGCGUUUCAAAUCCGUCUACCUCAAGAACUUCACCUCUCUGUCUCCGAGGUUGCUCUUGUUAAUUCAACUGUGUACAUCAUUAAUCCAAACCUCAGCUUUUAUAUUCACAAUUCCAGCUUUCUUUUCUCUGAAACGAAAAAGAGCGUUAACGUGCCCUUCAGGAUAACAGAAACGGGUGCAGUGGUUGUAACUAAACCCAUUGACCUUGAAACCCUGGGUACUGAUAGACUGGAGAUUGCGUUUACUGUUGUCGAUCGAAAUAAUAUUCUAUUGAGUAGUAUGGCUGACUCGAAGCUAGUGAUUAAUAUAUUGGAUUAUAAUGAAUACAGUCCAGAGAUAUUAAAUGAUGGAGCUGAAUGUUCGAUUGCGGAAAAUCUUCCGGUUGGAAGUGAGGUACUUCAAAUCGAAGCCCGUGAUCCAGAUUUUUCAGCAACAAGACUCAGUUUUUCUCUUUUUGAUGAAGACAAACUUCCAUUCAGUUUUUCAACCAAUAAACCAGGAUCAAUGAUUCUGAAGACACCCCUUGAUGCUGAAACCAUGCCUAUGGAAUUUCACGUUAAAGUAAAGGUCUCCGAUUCUGGUUUGCCUUUUCCUCGUAGUAUGAUGGUCAUCUAUCUUAUUAGAAUUAUUGACAUAAAUGAAUUUAGCCCGGUGUUUGUUGAGAAAUCCUGCGAAGCCCAGCUGGUUGUUACUCCAAGUGGACAAAUUCAAACAUUUGCACCAUCGGGUCUUGAGUUAGGUCGAUUCUUUGCUGAAGAUCUGGACCGGGAUGGAAGUAGUGCUGUAAAAAUUAGACUCGCUUCCACAACUGUGUCUAGGCCUUGCUUCAAACUCGAUUCCGACACUGGACGUUUACAAUUGAUCUGCUCAAAUAUCGGUCUUCCCGAGUCUUCUAUCACUGUUAACCUUGAAGCAACUGAUGGGGAGCUGAACUCUGAACAGCAGUUUGAAUUGAAAAUCAAUCUUGAGAAGGCGGGUUAUGGUCGAGUCUAUUCGAAAUCCUGUCAGCCAUCUGGAAUCUAUGAGAAGAUACAAGAACAGAAACAGAAACGCUCGGACUAUGAGUAUCGACUGGCAGAUAUAACAAGUAUUGACACUUUCUUCAAGAGAAAUGAUGAAGUGAUAACACCUUCUCUUUCUGUUCCGACUGUCCUCAGAUUACCCGAAAAUCUUCCGAUCGGCACUCCAAUUCUCACAUUCUCCGCAAAAUUUCUUGAAUCCUUCAAAGGAGGUCAAUUCCCACAGCUUAUCUAUGGCGUAGUGGGUCUGCAAACAUUCCUUUCCAAUAACGACACAAUGUUACCACCUUAUCAGGCUUUUCGUCUGAGAGGCGACUCAACUUCUGAUGUUUCAGUGGAUGAUGAAAUGGUACUUGAAGUAGCUGCUCCUAUAGAUCGAGAAAUUUCUUCCGAAUUUCUUAUUUCCCUCCGAGUUUGUGUUCUUCAAGAUUCAACAAGACUCUGCGCUUCCAGUUCUGUCUCUAUUUUAAUUGAAGAUAUUUUGGAUGCUCCACCACGAUUUGUAAUUGAUGAUUCCCAAGCUGGAACUCAUACCUUUUUUGUCUCGGAGGAUGAGGCCGAAGGCUCAAUCAUUGGUCAGGUUGCUGUUGUUGACGAUGAUAUUGAAAGCAAGCUCCGUUUCUCCAUUGGAAAUUACAAAGAACAUUUCAAGAUCCAUCAUCGAACUGGUCGAAUUAGCCUAAAACAACGGCUCGAUCGAGAAACACUGGAUUCCUAUUUAGUGUCAGUUAAGGUUGCUGAUAUUCUUGAUAACCAUACACUGAAUUCCCCAUCUGAAUUGAACGCUCUUGCCCUAAAAUCCACCCCAGAUUGGGCUUUAGAGCGCACAGCUACUACCUACGUCCGAAUUAAUGUUCUUGAUGCUAACGACAAUAAUCCAGAGUUUAUUGGGACGUAUAAUGAUAUUGUAAUACCUUCAGACUUUCCCAAAGGUGCCUAUGUCACAACUUUGCGGGCAAAAGACGCGGAUGAAAGUCAAAACGCUAUCCUACAGUAUAGUCUCUUCGGUUCUGAGGCAGAUAAAUCAUGUUUUGAUUGUGAUAUUGCUACUGGAGUUGUUCGAAUUGCUGCCGAAUGCGAAGGCCUACAACCGGGAUACACUCACUCCCUUACUGCUUGGGUUCGUGACCUCGGUUCUCCUGAAUCAAGACAAACAAGUACUGAGUUUAAAGUAACGGUUCUCGGACUACGGGUAAAUGUCUAUCCACCAAGGUUUAAUAACCUUAACGGACUUUAUCAAGGACGACUAAAGGAAGGAGCUCCAAUUGGUAGUCGAGUGCUAGAAUUUGGAAGUGAAAAUUCCCUGCUGAUGAGAGCUAAUGAUCCCGAAGGUUUGCCACUGAUCUUCAGAACGGUUGGAGGAAGCGGUCUGGGGACUUUCACUGCUACUUCUGAAGGAUUCAUCAUAUCAACUCGAGAAGUCGAUGCAGAAAGUACCCCAUUUUCUGGGGGCUACUGGUUGGAGGUAUACGCGGAAGAAGAUCAAUCUUCCAAUGAGACACUAACAGCGACUGAUGGAAUUCCACCUAGAUUCGCAGUCGCCGAAGUUUUCAUUCAAGUGAGUUUCUUUAGCCAAACUUCCUUAUUUAUGAAUGUUCGUUCUCCUGACAGUUUAUGA
Messenger RNA from Rodentolepis nana, 3858 nucleotides. Lineage: Eukaryota; Metazoa; Platyhelminthes; Cestoda; Cyclophyllidea; Hymenolepididae. The record is from the annotation of a GenBank genome assembly.